Molecule: messenger RNA, 1038 nt
Organism: Oncorhynchus kisutch (coho salmon)
Lineage: Eukaryota; Metazoa; Chordata; Actinopteri; Salmoniformes; Salmonidae
Product: synaptotagmin-17
Biological process (GO): calcium-ion regulated exocytosis
Cellular component (GO): exocytic vesicle; plasma membrane
Molecular function (GO): phosphatidylserine binding; calcium ion binding; calcium-dependent phospholipid binding
Source: RefSeq, a predicted model, not a curated record
ACGAGUGUGUGAAUGAGAAGGACACUGAUACAGGGGUCACUCAUGUUGACUCCAUGGCAAUACCACAGGACAGAAUUCCGACCCGGAGACGUUCCAGCUCAGAGAUGUCCCGAUCCACCUUCAGCCUGGUCCGACAACUCUCCAGUCUAGACGCCCGCAGGCCCAGCUCUCCGCUGGUUGAUGUGAAACCCAUUGAGUUCUGGGCCAUGGGCCCCAGGAAGGAGGUGAUCCAGCCGCUGCGUCGACCCCAGCCCCCUCCGGAUGACUACUUCAGGAAGUUGGAGCCACGCCUCUACUCUCUGGACUCAUCCGGAGACGACGUGGACUCGCUAACGGACGAGGAGAUUCUGCUACGAUACCAACUGGGCAUGCUCCACUUCAGCACACAGUAUGACCUAAUCAACGGCCACCUGGGCGUUAGGGUCAUUGAGGCUCGCGACCUGCCCCCACCUCUGACCUGUGAUGGAGCCCGCCAGGACAUGGCCCACUCCAACCCAUACGUCAAGAUCAGCCUGCUGCCGGACCACAAGAACUCCCGGCAGACGGGGGUGAAGAGGAAGACACAGAACCCGGUGUUUGAGGAGCGGUUCACCUUUGACCUUCUGUUCCUGGAGGCCCAGCGCCGCACCCUGCUGCUGUCUGUGGUCGACUUCGACAAGUUCUCACGACACUGUGUCAUCGGCAAGGUGGCGCUGCCUCUGAGUGAGGUUGAUCUGGUGAAAGGUGGUCAUUGGUGGAAGGCCCUGGUGCCUAGUUCUCAGAAUGAGGUAGAGCUGGGAGAGCUGCUGUUAUCACUCAACUACCUGCCCUCUGCUGGAAGACUCAACGUUGACAUCAUCAGAGCGAAGCAGCUGCUGCAGACAGACAUGUGCCAGGGAUCAGACCCGUUUGUGAAGGUACAGCUGGUAACAGGGCUGAAGCUGGUAAAGACCAAGAAGACUUCCUGUAUGAAAGGAACCAUCGACCCCUUCUACAACGAGUCGUUCAGCUUCAGAGUCCCCCACGAAGACCUCAGCGAAGUCAGCCUGGUAUUUACAG